Messenger RNA from Aureobasidium musti, 1614 nucleotides. The record is from the annotation of a GenBank genome assembly. NCBI's taxonomy places the organism in Eukaryota, Fungi, Ascomycota, Dothideomycetes, Dothideales, Saccotheciaceae.
AUGAACCAUCCUAGCAACAACACGCAGGCCGUCAAGUUGACUGGCGAAGAGGUGGCCAAGCACAACAAUGCCGACUCGUGUUGGGUCAUCGUCCACGGACGCGCCUACGACGUGACAGAAUUUCUGCCCGAGCACCCUGGUGGUCCCAAGAUCAUCNNCCUCAAGUAUGCUGGAAAGGAUGCCUCGGAAGAGUACGACCCCAUCCACCCUCCCGACACCCUCGACAAGUUCCUGGACAAGAGCAAGCACUUGGGCGAGGUCGACAUGAACACCGUCCAGCAGGAGACGAAGGAGGAGGAUCCUGAUGAGGCCGAAAGACAAGAAAGAAUCAAGCGCAUGCCUAUUCUUGAGCAGUGCUACAACCUGAUGGACUUUGAAGCUGUUGCUAAGAGAGUCAUGAAGAAAACAGCAUGGGCAUACUAUUCUUCGGGUGCAGACGACGAGAUUACGAUGCGUGAGAACCACAGCGCCUUCCACAAGAUCUGGUUCCGACCCAAGAUUCUGGUCGAUGUUGAGAACGUCGAUAUGUCGACAACCAUGCUGGGCACCAAAGUCAGCAUGCCUUUUUAUGUGACAGCAACUGCUCUUGGCAAGCUUGGAAACCCCGAGGGUGAAGUCGUCUUGACUCGCGGCGCAAAGAAGCACAAUGUCAUUCAGAUGAUUCCCACUUUGGCAUCUUGCUCUUUCGACGAGAUCAUGGAUGCUGCUGAGGGUGAUCAGGUUCAAUGGCUUCAACUCUACAACAGAGAAAUCACAAAACGCAUCAUCGAGCACGCUGAAAAGCGUGGCUGCAAGGGUCUGUUCAUUACGGUUGAUGCUCCUCAACUUGGCCGCCGCGAGAAGGAUAUGCGUUCUAAAUUCUCCGACGUUGGCAGUAACGUCCAAAACACUGGUGGCGACAAUGUUGACCGUAGUCAAGGUGCCGCUAGAGCUAUUUCCUCNUUUAUCGAUCCUUCGCUCUCCUGGAAGGAUAUUCCUUGGUUCAAGAGCGUCACCAAGAUGCCCAUCCUGCUCAAGGGUGUUCAAAGAGUUGAGGACGUAAUCAGAGCUGUUGCCGCAGGUGUCGAUGGUGUCGUUCUGUCAAACCACGGAGGUCGCCAGCUCGAUACAUCACGAUCUGGUAUCGAGAUUCUUGCCGAGACAAUGCCCGAGUUGCGUCGUCUGGGUCUCGAAGACAAGAUCGAAGUUUAUAUCGAUGGUGGAAUCCGUCGUGCCACAGAUAUUCUCAAGGCUCUUUGUCUCGGUGCAAAGGGUGUAGGUAUUGGUCGUCCUUUCUUGUAUGCCAUGUCAGCAUACGGUUUGCCUGGUGUCGACCGUGCUAUGCAGCUUCUCAAGGACGAGAUGGAGAUGAACAUGCGCUUGAUCGGCUGCAACAGCGUCGAUCAGCUGACCCCUGAGCUUGUGGAUGUUCGCAGUUUGCACACGCACACCGCGCCUGUUGCGCCAGACACACUCAGUGUUGCAGCAUACGAUCCUUUGGCUGGUCCCAAGGAGAGAUUGGCCAAACUUGGCUUCGAGACUGGAGAUAUAGGCCAGGGCUUCUACGAUCGUAACCUCGUUCGCGACGUCUACGUCGGCGACAUUAGGUGUCGACGCCGCAAGUUAGAAACAUGA